Xenopus laevis (African clawed frog) is the source of this 3827-nucleotide messenger RNA. RefSeq names its product neurexophilin and PC-esterase domain family member 3 S homeolog (gene nxpe3.S). The transcript has 6 exons. The coding region runs from base 887 to 2569 and encodes 560 amino acids. NCBI's taxonomy places the organism in Eukaryota, Metazoa, Chordata, Amphibia, Anura, Pipidae. The record is from RefSeq and is a predicted model, not a curated record.
UAACAGCUAUGAAUGCUUUAAUAAAAAAAUUGAAAUUGGAUUUCAUGUUUAAUUUGAAAAGGACUUUUAUUAUACAGAUUUUUGUGUCUGGGUGCCAGGUCCACUUUAAGCCACUGAGUUUUCUAGAAUAUCACUCUGGCAGAAAUAACUAAUUAAAGCAUAAGAAUACUGAGAAUUUAACCCUAGUGCUGUAUAAGGAAGAGCUAUAUAACAAUGUGAUUACUUGUUUGUAGGUUCUGCUCUUACAUAAUUAUUGGGGCUUUGACAAAUGCUUUAUAGUGAGAUAGAAGACUUUGUUGUUUGGUAGUGUUGCUUCUAAACUGUGCACUACUGAGAAAGAUACAAUAAAAUGUGCUUGAAAAAAAAAAUGUAUGUAACACUUACACAUUUUAAGCCAUCCACCACUUUUUUUUUUUUUUUUAAAUGGUGCAGGAAAGUUUUUGCACGCUUUUUCACACACACGGCCAAAGGUGUGGGUAACUUCCUCCUACUCAGGUGGGCAUUUGCUAUACUGUUAAGUCACAUGUUAAAGCGAAAUAAAUGAUGUGGGAUCUGAUCCAACACAACCUUUCGGAAGGAAAUUGCGUGCUGUGUAUGUGCAGAUAUUGAUGGGUCAAGUUUGAUUUUUUUUUCUGCGAUCCAGGACCUUGUCAGUGCCCAUUCGCAGCAUUGUAAUCUGAUCAUUUUGCUCCACCCAAUAUAGACGAGCCGUUCGUGGGCAUGUCGGGUUCAGAUCUGCUUGUUUGGCUGGCCACCUUUAGAGCUCUACUGGGAGUUACAGGGAGUUUCUACUUGCCAGACCAAGUUCCAGGAUAACAGAAGCUGAACAACAUAUGUCAUCUGAUGUAUGACUGUGCUCUGACAAGCACUUCUAGGUAUAAUAUGGAUGUGGAAGAGACCCAUGGAAAUGCGAUGUUAUUAUAUCAAAUUCCAAAUAUGCUUUGCAAUUCUAACUGGAUUAGCAAUCCUGGUGUUAGUUAACAACAUCAGUCAUAUAGAGCAUUUGUAUCAAAGCACAGAUUUAAUACUGAGCCAGGCAUCCCCGGAUCAUUUAGGGCAGCCUUAUUCACCAGCAACAAAAGAAUCUUUUUGUGACUACAAGCGACAAGUUCUUUCUAGAUCAGAACAUGAAGAACAGGAAUCCUUACUUCAAUCUCUUGAAUGGCCAGGUCCACCACAUGGAAAAAUAGAAUUCCAAAAGAGCAGCAAUGCAGCGCAUAGUUGUUUUGUUAUUUUAAAUUCUCAAAAAACAUUUGUGGUUGGGGACGUCAUGGAAGUUCUUGUUCGAGUGCAGGAUUUUGAAGGAAGCCCCAAAAAAUAUGGUGGAGAUUAUCUUCAAGCCAGGAUUCACACGCCUAUUUUGAAAGCUGGUGCAGUUGGAAAGGUAGUGGACCACCAAAAUGGAUUCUACACCGUAUUUUUCACAUUAUUUUGGCCUGGCAAUGUCACCGUGUCUGUGGUUUUGGUACACCCAAGUGAAGGCAUCCAGGUUCUUCAGCGUUUACAGGAAGAAAAACCUGACCGAGUGUACUUUAAGAGUUUGUUUCGUUCUGGUGGCACUUCAGAAACUAAAACUUGCAAUGUUUGUUUGUCUACAAAACUACCAGUAUGUAACUACACUGACCUGCAGACUGGUGAGCCAUGGUUUUGUUACAAGCCUGAGAAAUUAUCCUGCUCCAGUCGAAUCAACCACGCAAAAGGAGGCUAUUUGAAAAAUCUCUUGACAUUUGAAGAAAGUCUUUUAUUUCAGAGUGGUAUAAACAUCAAAGUGCCAGUUUUGGCUAGUGGACCUGACACAGUGAUUGUACACCCUCGUAGGAUGAAAGAUAACGCUUUCUUUUAUGGUUCCAAGUUUGUGCCUUCUGGAUAUUACUACCAUGAUUACUGGAUGUCAAGUAGAUCGUACAUUCAGCAGUUUAACAAACCCGACGAUAUCACUAACUGUUUGAAAGGAAAGGUGGUCCACUUGUUUGGAGACUCAACAAUAAGGCAGUGGUUUGAAUAUCUGACAGGGUUUGUAUCAGGACUACGAACAUUUGAUCUUGGAAGUCCUAAAAAUGUGGGUCCUUUAUUGGCUAUUGAUGUGGAGCAUAACAUAAUGGUGAAGUAUCGCUGCCAUGGGCCUCCUAUACGUUUUAGUACUGUUUCAAGCCAUGAGCUACGAUAUAUUGCCAAUGAACUGGAUGGUAUAGUGGGUGGCCAAAGUACUGUUGUUGCCAUAACCAUAUGGUCUCAUUUUAGCACCUUUCCUGUAGUGGUGUAUAUAAGGAGACUGAGAAACAUUAGAGCAGCAAUCCUCCGCUUGUUGGAGCGUAGCCCUGACACAUCUAUAAUUGUCCGAUCUGCCAACGUUCAGGAGCUUGGGCCUGAAGUCAGCCUGUUCAACAGUGAUUGGUUCUCCCUGCAACUGGACACUGUCAUGAGGUCUAUGUUUGCAAGCCUCAAUGUGUUAGUUUUAGAUGCCUGGGAGAUGUCUCUGGCACAUUAUCUACCACAUGCAUUACAUCCUAAGCCAAUUAUUGUAAAGAAUGAAAUAGAUGAAUUCUUGUCAUUUGUAUGUCCAAACUGACUACUUUGCAGAAGUAGUAAUAUUUAGUAUGUGUCACAUUGUAAAGGAGCUGUAAUUAUUUGAAAAUGGAGGAUCACAAGUAUUGUUUCCAGGGAACACAUCAGUAUAUGUGUUUAAUUAAGGAUUAAUUGUAGGCAGCGAACUAUGCUAAAUAAUUAAGGGCACAUUUAUCAAAGGUCGAAUUUCAAAUUCAUGUGAGUUUUUAUAAAUUCCCAUAAACUCGAAAUUCGAGCAGUUGAAAUGUAUUGAAAAAAUCGAAUUUCUACAACUCUGGUGAAUUGAAUCGACCUGAGAACUCGAAUUGAAAUUAAAUCGAAUUCAAUACGAAUUUUAAAAACUUGAUUCAAGUUUUUUUUUCUCCAGCCCCCCCCCUACAAGUUAAAAAAAUCAUUGGUGGUUGGGGCCCCCUCUACAAGUUAAAAAAAAAACAUUGGUGGUCAGGGAUUUUUGCACAGUUGCACUUGGUGCAGCACAAUUGUCCCAGGUUUAACACCCAUUUUCCCCCACAAUGAGGCUCUAAUUCUGGGGGGUAAACACUGCAUACUGCUUUAUUGAAACAGUGCAGAAAUGCCAGUGCAAAAGGCGUGCCUCUGCUCACUGCUUCUAGCUACUCAUUAAGAUAGGUGCAAUGGUAUUUUUGACAUUAGAUCCGGGUACACCUAGGCACCACUGCUUUGUCUUGAGUUUUUCCUAAUAGUGCCUGUGCCAGCAAUAGUAAAUAAGGGAUGAAUACAGUACAACUCCCAUUUUACAUUUUGAGUGGACCAGAAUAUAAAUGUAAUAUCUGGGAAAUGUAUUAUGCAUAAUACUGUAUUUAUCUGGGACCACAAAAAAGUAAUGUAAAAUGAGAGAACUUUAAAAUCAGGGGGUGAAAAUUAAAGGAGAAGGAAAGCUACAGAGGCAUUUUAUUGCCAAUAGAUUAGCUGCAAUAGUGCAAGCUGGAAUGCUAUAUUUUCUGGAAUGCUAUAUUAUAGUUUCUUUUGACAGGGGACUUCAAGAAGCACUACUUUGGGGGUUUACUGGUAUAUUUAGAUGGACCUUUCUGAUAAGGCUUAUUUAGAUUUAACCUUUCCUUCUCCUUUAAGGUUUCACUGUAUACAGUAUGUACAUUUGGAAAGGUUGUUAAAGUAGUAUAUUUUGUGAACAAAAGCCAUAGUGGUCUAAUAAAAUGUUUUUAAUUUUUACUAUGUGUGCCUUUUAUAUCAAGUGAAAAUAGUAAUGUAAAUGAAUGAUGCUGAAUAAAUUUGUAUUUUUCUGA